AUGGUGAUCACCACCGUACUGAGAAACAUCAAAGAUACUGGAUAUCCACUAAGAGUCCAUGUUUGGUCUCUCCUAUCAGCGAACGUGAUCGAACUUGCGUUUGUCGACCUGGCCAUGGUGGCCAGUACCGCGGUGACAGUGCCACUCCACAAAGCAAUCAGGCGCAGCAAGGGUUUACUUAGAUGGGGAAUGGGAGGCAUGAUUGUGCAGAGCUUAUAUCAAUUUGCGUGGCUUUCAUUCUGGGUCAUACUACCAUUCAAGCUCUACUGGACAUGGACGUCUCAAGUGUUCUUGACCCUCCAUUGCCUAGUGUUUUUGAUGAAGAUGCAUUCAUAUGCAUUUUACAAUGGACAUCUAAGUGAAACUGAGCGUCGAUUAUCAGCCCUGGAUAAACCACAGGCCAAAGCCUACCCAGCUGCAGUCCAUUACCCGAGGUCUCCAUCCGUAGCUGACGGCGCAAACCCAGCGAUUGGCGAUGCAGAUUCGCCUGAUUCUGAACCUGACACUAAACGGGAUGUCGGGAAAUUGAGAGCAGACCUAGCUAUGGAACUAACCUCUCCACUUGGCCGUGUCACCUAUCCUCAGAACCUCACUUGGAAGAACUAUAUUGAGUUCAUUUUCUUUCCAACUCUUUGUUACGAAUUGGAAUAUCCACGAACUAAGGAUAGAAGCUGGAUCGAAGUGCUCAUCAAAGCUGCGGCAGUGUUUGGCUGCAUCUUCCUAUUAACCCUAACCAGUGAGGAAUUUAUCGUGCCUGUUCUGAGCGAUUCCGCAUUUAGACUUCGCACAAUUCCAUCACAUUUCGAAAGGGGCUUGAUCCUUGCUGAAACAAUCAGCAUGCUCCUCUUCCCGUUUAUGGUGACGUUCCUACUCGUUUUCCUUGUGAUAUUUGAGUACGUAUUGGGGGCAUUUGCCGAAAUCACACGGUUCGCAGACAGGCGGUUCUACUCUGAUUGGUGGAAUUCUUGUGACUGGCUGGAAUUUUCGAGGAAAUGGAAUCUCCCAGUCCAUCAUUUUCUUCGGCGCCAUGUCUACUUCUCUUCACUAACACGCUUCUCAGCUCCGGGUGCAAUGGCAAUUACAUUUCUCGUUAGCUCAAUUGCACAUGAGCUGGUGUUGGUAUGCAUCACUAAAAAGUGGCGUGGAUACGGCUUUUUUGCAAUGAUGAUGCAACUACCUAUCGUGGCAGUCCAGAGAUCGAAGUUCGUGAAGGGACGAAAGACUUUUAACCUAAUUCUCCAUGGAAAUUUAGAAUAUUUGUUUCUGGACAUCUAUGAUCCUUGGGUUAUCGUUGAUCCUGUUUACUAA
This is a messenger RNA of Trichophyton verrucosum HKI 0517, 1308 nucleotides long. RefSeq lists its product as uncharacterized. NCBI's taxonomy places the organism in Eukaryota, Fungi, Ascomycota, Eurotiomycetes, Onygenales, Arthrodermataceae. The transcript is spliced from 5 exons. Gene Ontology annotation, molecular function: ergosterol O-acyltransferase activity. Gene Ontology annotation, biological process: ergosterol metabolic process. Gene Ontology annotation, cellular component: endoplasmic reticulum membrane. The record is from RefSeq and is a predicted model, not a curated record. Bases 1 to 1308 code for a protein of 435 amino acids.